Messenger RNA from Salvelinus fontinalis (brook trout), 2147 nucleotides. RefSeq names its product ADP-ribose/CDP-alcohol diphosphatase, manganese-dependent (gene adprm). The record is from RefSeq and is a predicted model, not a curated record. The coding region runs from base 255 to 1244 and encodes 329 amino acids. Gene Ontology annotation, molecular function: CDP-glycerol diphosphatase activity; ADP-ribose diphosphatase activity; manganese ion binding. The transcript is spliced from 3 exons. NCBI's taxonomy places the organism in Eukaryota, Metazoa, Chordata, Actinopteri, Salmoniformes, Salmonidae.
GCAGAAUACUAGUGCAGUCGGACAUGUAACAACUCUACCGGUGUUUUAGAAAAACUGUAACCUAACUAUAUCAAUUGACAUUGAAACAAUGUACAGUAUCUAGUACAAGAGGACAACAGCCACAGAAUAUCCUGGCAACCUUCACUCCAUUCUAGUAGGUAGAAUAUACAAGCGUUCUGGCAGCGGUCAAAAAUGUUAGAAGGUUAGCUAGCUUUCUCAAGUGGACUAAAAGUAGAAGUUUGAUCGAUAACAUCAUGACAACCGGAAUGGAGAACUGCGCCAAACCACUGUUUACAUUUGGAAUAAUCGCCGACAUUCAAUACGCCGACAUAGAUGAUGGCUUCAAUUUCAAACGCUCAAGGAAACGAUACUACAGGAACAGUCUUCGCCUAUUGCACAAUGCACAGAAAAGGUGGACCGCGGAUACUGUCAAACCCCGGUUCAUCCUUCAGCUCGGUGACAUUAUCGAUGGCUUCAACAAGAGGCAUGACGCAUCAGAGCGAGCCCUGGAAACGGUGAUGAAAGAGUUUGACUCCUCUCCGGUUGAAGUCCACCACGUUUGGGGCAACCAUGAGUUUUAUAACUUUAGCAGAGACACCCUAAUGCGGUCGGUUCUCAAUAGUACUACAGAUUCUGAAGCAGGAGGGGGGCAUCUCAGCAUCUGUGAAAUCUAUGCAUAUCAUUUCAGUCCAGCCCCCAAAUACCGAUUUGUCGUUUUGGAUGCCUAUGAUGUGAGCCUACUAGGGAGAGAGGAGUCCAGUCUGAAAUACCAGCAGGCUAUUGCUAUUUUAAAAGCCCGCAAUGACAAUGAAGAUCUGAACCAUCCCCCAGCACCUGUGGGGAUGGAGCAAAGGUUUGUGAAGUUUAAUGGAGGAUUCAGUCAAGAUCAGCUGGACUGGCUAGAAGGAGUUUUGUCGUUGGCAGACAACAAACUGGAGAGGGUCACCAUUGUCAGCCAUCUCCCUAUCCACCCCAGCUCUACAAGUCCUAUCUGCCUAGCCUGGAACUACGAUGCGCUGCUCUCCAUACUCCAGGCCCAUAAGAGUGUAGUCUGCUUCAUGGCAGGACACGACCAUGAUGGAGGGUAUCACAGAGAUGACUCCGGAGUGCACUACCUCACACUGGAGGGGGUGAUAGAGACCCCCCCGGGCAGUGAUGCCUUUGGUACAGUCUAUGUGUAUGAGGACAGAAUGUUUUUAAAGGGAUAUGGAAGGAUGUCUGAUAGAAUACUGAUGUAUCCAUGAUAAUGCCAAAGAUUCUACGGCUAUACGGAAUCUGGGGAGGGACAAUUCCUUGGGUCCUCAUAUACACUGAGUAUACAGAACAUUAAGGACACCUGCUCUUUCCAUGACAUAGAUUGACCAGGUGAAUCCAGGUAAAAGCUAUGAUCCCUUAUUGAUGUCACUUGUUAAAUUCACUUCAGUCAGUGUAGAUGAAGGGGAGGGGAGGUUAAAGAAGGAUUUUAGAAGGAUUUUUAAGCCGUAAGACAAUUGAGACAUGGAUUGUGUAUGUGUGCCAUUCAGAGGGUGAAUGGGCAAGACAAAAUAUUUAAGUGCCUUUUUAACGGGGUAUGGUAGUAGGUGCCAGGUGCACUGGUUUGUGUCAAGAACUGCAACGCUGCUGGGUGUUUCACGCUCAACAGUUUCCCGUGUGUAUCAAGAAUGGUCCACUAUCAAAAAGACAUUCAACCAACUUGACACAACUGUGGGAAGCAUUAGAGUCACCAUGGGCCAGCAUCCCUGUGGAAAGCUUUAGACACCUUGUAGAGUCCAUGCCCUGAUGAAUUGAGGCUGUUCUGAGAGGGGGGGGGUGUUACAAAUCAAUAUUAGGAAUGUGUUUUAUAUAUAUAUUUCAUUUUCUGAGUUAAAAUGGGCUAGUUAUUAAAAUAAAACGUUAUACCAAUAUUGAUUGAAGUGGAAGACAACAGGCGCUGAUAAAACAUGUUGCACAUUCCAUCUGGCCUGAGGUUGGGUGCCAAAAGGUUGGAACAAUGUCUCUUCAUAACAUAUAAACACACUUUCUCUCAUAAUAUGUUACCUCAAUAAGUUGAUAUUGUAGCUCUAAAUGAUGUUAUUGUGGUGAUAGACCUAUUGAUAAUUACCUAUGUAUAAUGAAUGCUUUGACAAGAGUAAAUUGAUUAAUCUGUG